UACACACUCACUUUUCCGGCGAUAAGGAAUGCAAUCAGACAUGAGGAGAAGUGAAAACACAAUAUAUCGUUUAAUUGGUUUGGAAUAAAGUAUUAAUGUGAAUAUGGGAAAAAGAAAGAAGGCAGUGCCAAAAAGAGCAGAUGAAGAAAAACGAAGAUGCAUGACAUGGAAUUUGUUAGAUGGGGCAUCUGGUUCCCUGUCUAUAUGUUCAGAUAAUGAUUCUCAACUCUUGAAGGAACAGAUUGAAGCUAGAGCCAAGUCCUGUCAGCCAAGUACUUCAUCGGGUGUGCAGUCUCAAGAGGAAUAUUCAGCAGUCAAUGACUCCUACGUUCAGUCAGUCUUAAACGAGAAUCUGGAAAAUUGUGUACAUUGCGUAACAAUUCAGCAACAGCUUAGAAUCAAAUCAAAUGAAUGGUGUAAACAAAUUGCAACAUUCUCAUUGACAAUUUCAGAGGAAAAGCCUCUUUUUGAAUUAACAGACGAUUGUUUGAGCCGGACAGAAGAAUUUUGGUUAUAUGUUGGUUGUGAUGGGUGCGAAAGUUUUAUUUACACAGAAGAAAAUACUGCAAAUGGAUUAAAGAAGUGUAAAUUUUGGUGUAUAUCAUGUUCUUUACCUAGCGAGGUUUUGGGAGCUUUUGCAGCAGACAAAAUAUUUCAGUUGGUAUUAGAAAGAUAUGACCAGAAUCACCAGUCGCUUGACAUAGUUGUCUACCUUAGACAAGCUGCCCUCGUUAAUAUGAAGUUUGCCUGUGAGCCACUGAAAAUGAAAAAGCAUAGCUUGGCAGUUCAGAGUAUUAUUGGUCAUUUCUUUGGAAUUAGACAACAUGAGUACAUUAGUGAAUUCACAAGAAAACAUGAUAUAGAAGAUCUGUAUCUGUCUGUCAAAAAACAUCAUGGUAUAGAGAAAAAUAAGUACACAGGUGAGGCAUCACCAGAUAUCCAACAUCCUUGUCUGAUUCCCAGUUUGAGGCCGUAUCAGAAAGAGGCUGUCAGAUGGAUGAUGACACAAGAGUCUGAUACAAGAAUUUAUCAAGACAAAGAUGCAGACUUACACAUGCUGUAUAAUGUUAUCCGACUGACCGAUGGUACAGAAUUAUAUUAUAAUAAAUUGGUAGGAAGUUUAACAUUGAAGAAAUUCCCUGUUACAGAAAGACUUCCAGGCGGUAUAUUGGCUGAUGAAAUGGGGCUUGGAAAGACUGUUGAAGUAUUAGCUUGCAUUAUAUUAAAUCCUAGGACUGACAUGAUGGAAACAAAGACAGAUGAGGGAGAAAAGAUUCAAUCUGUUAAUCCAGAGACAUUAAAUGGUUCACCAGUUGAAGCCACAGACCAAUCUGUAGACAUUCCGAGUACAAACAAUACUAACAAUGGUGCAUUUGUUUCUUCAGAUUCAGUUAAAGAUAUCAGUGAUCAGACUGUAGUAAAUACAUGUAGUGACAAAACUUCCUGUUUAACCACACAGGAAGUAGUAGUUGACAAUCAACUGUCUCGCAGUGAAUCUGUAAACGGUAGCUCAUUGGAUUGUGUUAAUACAUCUUCUGAAGUAUCAGUGUCAUGUGAUAAACUAGUUGAAACUGGAUUAGAUGUAGAUCAAGAGGAACAAAGUAACCAAUCUACACCAGGUUGUGAAUUGAAAAAUGAUGGUGAGAUUUCUAGUGAAAACUCUAUGGAGGACAAAAAUACUAUUAAUAAAUUGAAUUUGGGAAAGAAAGGAAGCAGAAAGAAAAGUACCGAACUCAAAGAGGAAGAAACAGAAUACAAAAAUAUCUUUGAUAGUCACAAAGAUGUUGGACCAAAAGAAUUUUUUGAAUGUAUCUGUGGAACAAAAGAAAGUAAAGCAUUUAAACAAAAAGACACCAAAAGCAAUAUACAGUGUAUUCAAUGUGGACUGUGGCAACAUGCAGAAUGUGUGAACUUUGACCUUCAUGACCUGUCGAGGCCAGAGUUCAUGUGUCCUCACUGUUUAGUUAGAAAUAAGCCACUGAAGUCAUGUGCCACUUUGAUUAUCUCCCCUUCAUCAAUCUGUCAUCAAUGGGUGGAUGAGAUCUUGAAACAUAUCCAUGAUCAAACAUUAAAAGUUUUUGUAUAUACUGGAGUACAUAAACAAGGAUUUAUACAACCUGAUACCCUGGCCAGACAAGAUAUUGUCAUUACAACGUACGAAACUCUGAGGAAAGAGAUAGAUUACGUGGAUCUGCCACACAGUAACAGUGAAAGUGGUAGAAAAUUCAGACACCCCAAAAGAUUUAUGGCUAUACCCAGUCCUUUGAUAGCUGUAGAAUGGUGGAGGAUCUGUCUAGAUGAAGCUCAGAUGGUAGAGUGUACAACAACAAAGACAGCUUUGAUGGCUCUGAGAUUGACAGCUGUCAACAGAUGGUGUGUUACUGGUACCCCAAUUCAAAGAAGUGUAGAAGAUCUGUAUGGACUAUUCCUAUUCUUGGGUAUAGAUCCAUUCUGGGUAAAGCAAUGGUUUGAAACAGUUUUGUUUAAACCAUUGUGUCAUGGAGUUACCAAGCCACUCUACGAUACAGUGUCAUCUAUACUGUGGAGGACAGCUAAAAAAGAUGUUAUUGAACAGAUUAACAUACCAGAACAGACAGAACAUAUUCAUUGGCUGACGUUUUCUCCUGUUGAAGACCACUUUUAUAGAAGACAGUAUCAAGAUUGUGUUAGAGACUGUAUGAAGAAAUUAAGUAAAUGGGCAGACAACUCUACAAAGUUAAGCAGCUUAGACAGACAGACAAUGAACCAGCUGUUGUAUCCAUUAUUGAGAUUAAGACAAGCGUGUUGCCAUCCCCAGGCAGUGAGAGGAGAAUUUCUACCUUUACAGAAAAGUACAAUGACCAUGGAAGAGCUGUUAGAAUCACUGACAAAGAAAGCAAAAACUGAAUGUGAAGAAGCUCACAGACAAAUAGUAGCAGCAUUGAAUGGUCAAGCAGGGUUACAUAUCAUAAAAAAACAGUAUUUAGAGGCAGUAGAUGGAUACAGAGAGGUAUUGAGGUCUGUAGAGGAACAUAAGGAGGAGUUACGUACUGACGAGUUACAGCAGUUACAUGCUUUACAUAAUCUACAGGAAGUAAUGGCAUUGAAACCUAAGGGACUGGAGCCUACACUCAGGGAUGGUCAGUUGUCUGAUCAAGCAAAUGAUAUAAGACACAGAUAUAUGACCAGAGCAGAGGCCAAAGUAACACAGGCUCAGCAGCAUCUUAAGUCUGUACAGGAUAAUCUUAACCAAGUGAAAGAUGAGUUUGCAGAAGGAUCAGAGUGGUGGCUAGAAUUGAUAGACCAUGCUGUUGAGAGAGGUAUUCAUGAGGAUCUUGUGGAACACAUCAAAUCAGACCUAUCUGACAAUGCUGGAGAGUUAGGACCACACAUAUCAAUAGCUAAUGUGUUUCAUGACACUAGAGGAUUAGAAUUAGUUUUAGAACAGAGACUUGAGGCCCUGGAAUCUGCACGUGAGAAACUGAUGACUUCCUUAAAUAUGCUGAGUCAGGGACUCACUCCUGCCAUGAUGAGUGAGACUGUUGAGUGCUGUUUGAGACCAGUUGGUGAAAUAUCUGGAAAAUGUCAGUUUUGUGAGACAGACCAGCACUUUCAAGACUUUGAAUCAAAACUAUAUUCUUUUACAGAGCAAGGUGUAGUUAUGUCAGGGGACCAGUACCAGGUGGGAACCAGAAGACAAGGAACUUGGGCAGAUAGUCAAGUGGAGAAGUCACUUAAGGCUUUACUUAGCUUUGCCAAACAUCAAAGAUUUAACAGGGAUGUAAUCAGCUCUGGUGUAACACACAUAAAGGUCUUUGAUGUUAUGAAGAAAGAAUUUAAGGGAUUGAGAGCUGUAUGGAUGUCCUUAAGAGAACAGGUAUCCAGUGUAGAUGAGUUAGAGAUGGCUACUACCAGACUGAGGCUGAGGUUACCAGAUGAAGCAGAGCCAACUACAGCACAGAUGCAUAUCAUAGAACCAGUCGCAAUAGACCAACAUAGACAGAAACUCAAGGCUGAUCAAAUUGUAGGAAGGUGUGAAUUGAGAAAGAAACUUGGGCAGCUGUUAUACCUAAAGAAUCUAGCAAAAACACAGGGUGACAAUGAAGAUGGACACAAUCCAGAACCUUGCCCCAUAUGUCAAAGAGAAUUAGGAGUAGAAUGGAGUGUGAUGCAUUGUGGGCAUUGUUAUUGUUUGGAUUGUAUGAGAAUAUUAUUAGACCAGUACAGUUUUGGCGGGAGAAAUCGUGUUGUUAAAUGUGCCAUCUGCCGAGAGAAGACCUACAGAAGUGAUGUGUCUUAUGUUAGUACCAAGAAGACAGAAGACUCAGAUGAUGUCCAAAAUUUUAAAGUUAAGGGCAGUCAUUCUACCAAAGUACAAGGAAUUGUAAAGCAGAUGAUAAAAAUUCACCACAAAGAUCCUGAAGCAAAAAUCCUCGUCUUUUCUACAUGGACAGAUGUACUGAAUGUUUUAUCUACAGCGCUUACAGAAAACAAUGUAGAACACAGAAUGUUGUAUCAUGGGGCUAAAUUUCAGCAAAAUUUGGCAUCAUUUAAAGAAGACAAACACAUAACAGCCUUACUGCUUCCCAUACAGUCAGGAUCUAAUGGUUUGAAUCUGAUAGAGGCUACUUAUGUUAUCCUAGUAGAACCGAUUCUUAACCCUGCGCAGGAACUCCAGGCCAUUGGUCGUGUUCAUAGGAUUGGACAAACUAGACCUACAGAAGUCCACAGAUUUCUAGUAAGAGCUACAAUUGAACAAAAGAUGUACAGCAUGUUAAAGUCUAUAGAGACCAAAGCUACUAGUCAUGAUACAGAGGAAAAUUCCCUCACUAUAGGAGACAUUACCUCUCUUUUAUCUGAAGAACAAAGAGAUCAGGAUCAAGCAGAUGAGGAACCAGAGGAACCAGUUCAAAAUCAUGCAGAAGAUGUGUCAGGACAGGAAGAAGUACCAGUUCAAAAUCUUGCAGAAGAUUCACCUGGACAGGAAGGUGAACAAAUUCAAAAUCAUGGGGAAAAUGUCCCAAUAGAAAAUGUUGUUACAGAACAGGAAGUUGAUAUAGAUCAAAGUUUGCAAACCCCAUUGGAAACUAUUGAAACAGAUGAAGUUAGAGAAAAUAAUCCUACAAGGUCAGAACAACAAGUGAACAGCUUUUCUGUGAACAUGUCGUCUGAAAACAGUGUUAAUUUAGAAUCAGUUGACAAUUCAGUUACAAAUGCACAACCCUGAAUUGUCCCAAGUUGAAAUUCAGUUGAAACUUUUUAUUGCAUUGAAUCAGUUGAAAAUUUGUCUCAAGACAAUUCACAAACUGAACACAUUAUGCAUAUUGAACAUGCCUUUUCUGAAGAACUGCAAUUGAUGCUUUCAAUCAGAAUCCAGUUGGAAAUACUGGAGUUAAUUCAAAUUCAGGGGCUGAAUGGUACAUAGAUCAAAUGAAAAUUAAUCCAGAAAUCUGUGGAACACUUAAACACAAUGCAAUGGAAAACUAUUUAAAUAUGGUCAAGCAUGUGCAGGCAUAGAAAAUAAUGUGGCAUAUAAGCUUGAGAACAUAGGAGUGUUGUGGUUUCAUUUAUCUUCAAUGGUAUCGAGCUUGAGAACAAAGGAGUGUUGUGGUUUCAUUUAUCUUCAAUGGUAUCGAGCUUGAGAACAUAGGAGUGUUGUGGUUUCAUUUAUCUUCAAUGGUAUCGAGCUUGAGACCAUAGGAGUGUUGUGGUUUCAUUUAUCUUCAAUUGUAUCGAGCUUGAGAACAUAGGAGUGUUGUGGUUUCAUUUAUCUUCAAUGGUACAUAGGAGUGUUGUGGUUUCAUUUAUCUUCAAUGGUAUCUUUUUUUGUGGUUAAGAAAAAAUUGCAAUUAAUUGAGACCUAAUUUCAUGGUAUCAUUUAUUUUUUUUCAAAAUGUAUAAAAUUUAAAAGUAUUUCUCACUUAUCAUAUCAUCCAUGAAAAUACUUACUUCUGAAUACUGUAAAUUCAGAAAUUAUUGCGAGGUUUUUAUUGAUGCGAAUAAUGCGACUGAGUGAGUAUCGCAAUAAUAAGAACUCGCAUUCUUAUAUCUUAUACAUAUACCUGUAUGCAGAUUUUCCUGAUAAUUAAUCUCGCAUUUUUGUCCGUUUUUCAAAAAUCGCAAUAAUUUCCGAAUUUACAGUAUAAAUGAAUCCACAGUAUAUUGUAGAUCAUUUUUUAAACAUACCUGAGGUAUCCACUUUAUGGAAUCUACUGACAGAAGAUUUACCAGGCGUUGGUUGACUUGUGUUUCAUUUUUUAAACAAGAUACAUACUGUACAAAUAACUAUUGUAAAAUUACUGUACUUUAUUAAGCAUGUUAAGUUGCAAAAGUAAAGUUUAUGUACAAGAUGUAAAAUUAAAAUUUCUGUUAAAAUGGUAAUGGUAAAAUUAUUGAAGAAUGGCAAAAUUACUACUGUACAUGUAAAAAUAUAUAAUUUUAUAUGCCACUGAUAUAGUGGCAAAUGUAGAUUUAUUGUACAUUGGCAUUUUUAAACUAUCAAAAUUUAAUUUUGAGAAUAUGGUUACAGAUAUCAUAUUUAAGAAAAGGCAUUGGCCAUCUUCAGGACCAUUGCACAGUCUUGGGCUAAAGCUUUUCCAAAUGUAAGUUCUAAUAUACACAUACAUGUAUAUCCCAAAUUAGCUGUGAACGAAAAGUACUAAGGACUGUAGUCCACAAAUAUAUUUAUAACCAUCUGCUUAGAAGCAAACUCAUCUUUGAGUAUCAGUCAGGGUUUUCACCUAAGCAUUCAGCUAUACAUCAACUAAUUGAACUGUAAAACACUAUAUUGAAUUUUCUUGAAAAGGAAGAAUUCAGCUGUUACUUAUUCUGUGGUUUUUAAAUUUUUUUCUUUUUCUUUAAGUAUGGCAUAAUUGACCUAUAGUAAAAAAAAAUCAUUUGGAACAAAUACAUAUGGUAAUUUUCUUUCAUAGCUUUAGAAUUAUCUUUUUUCAAAGAAAACAGAUUUCUAUGCAUAAAAUGAAACAUUUGGAGGAAAUGGAAAUUUUCUUUCACAGUUUAAAAAUUAUCUUUUAAAAAAAAUGUACAUUGUAGUUAUUAGAAAUUAUUUUAUUGUCUAUUUUUUUUGCUGUUGUACACUAUGGAUCUUUUUUUGGUCCUUUUUAGUUCCCCUCUGUGUAUAACUGAUAUUGACAAAAAUCUACUUUCACUGGCUGCUUGACUGUUUGCUGAUGAUACACCAUUAGGUCCAACAUUUAAAACUUAAAAGUAAUAAUUAAUCAUGAUUUGAAUGAACUUAGUGGUUGGUUUAGACUAAAAAGUGGCUCUUGUACAUCAGAUAUAAAGAUUUCUCUAAUAAAAGGAAUAAUCAGACUUAGGGAUAACAUCAAACAUUCUUUACACAUGGACUGUUGUUUACAUUCUUCAUCAUUUAGUAUUUGACUUGUACUUCAAUUAUAAAGAUUUCUCUAACAUAAGAAUAAAUAGGACAGAAGGAAUGUAUCUAAUAUUCUUUGUGGACCCUAUGUGACAUCCUUUAUCAAUUAUCAAUCGAGUUACCGCCUGGUGUCUUUUCUCGGCAACCAUCGUUAACUUUUUCCUGCUCCUACCCUUAAAAUAAUAUAAUUGACCUCAUAAUAAAAACUAAUAAACUGAAUAAUGUUGUGUCAUAAAUAUUUAUCAAAAAAUAUAUAUCACAUGAGCUAGUGAUCAGAAUAAGGAGGUAAUAUCUUACAUUCUUUGUGGCCGCUUUAUGAUAUCCUCUAUUAAGUAUGAAUUGACACACCUGCAGUUGUCCAUUCUCAAUAGCAAUUGAUAAAUUUUCUAUGUUUGUAUCUUUGAAAUAAUAUAAUUGACCUUAUAGGAAUGAAUGUGAUAAACUGAACAAUAUUGUAUAAUAAAUAUGUAUCACAAAAUAUAUAUCACUUGAGCUAGUGAUCAGAAUGAGGCAGUAAUAUCUUGCAUUCUUUGUGGCCUUUUUCUGACAUCCUCUAUCAAGGAGUAGAUGUGUAAACUGCAGGUCUAUUUUCUAAGCAGCAAUCAUUAACUUUUCUAUGCUCAUGACCUUAAAAUAAUAUAAAUGGCUUCAAGAUUUGUGUGAUAAGCUGAACAAGUAAUAAAUAUUUUUCACAAAGUAGAUAUUACAUUAGCUAGUGAUCAGAACGAAGAGAUAAUAUCUUACAUUCUUUGUGGCCCCGUUUAUUAUGUCCUAUAUCUAGUAUUAGUCGACACAC
Mytilus californianus (California mussel) is the source of this 8171-nucleotide messenger RNA. Its product is annotated as E3 ubiquitin-protein ligase SHPRH-like. Gene Ontology annotation, molecular function: ATP binding; ATP-dependent chromatin remodeler activity; ubiquitin protein ligase activity. Bases 104 to 5206 code for a protein of 1700 amino acids. NCBI's taxonomy places the organism in Eukaryota, Metazoa, Mollusca, Bivalvia, Mytilida, Mytilidae. The transcript has 31 exons. Gene Ontology annotation, cellular component: nucleus. Gene Ontology annotation, biological process: protein polyubiquitination; DNA damage response. The record is from RefSeq and is a predicted model, not a curated record.